Molecule: messenger RNA, 2154 nt
Organism: Ipomoea nil (Japanese morning glory)
Lineage: Eukaryota; Viridiplantae; Streptophyta; Magnoliopsida; Solanales; Convolvulaceae
Product: MACPF domain-containing protein NSL1
Exons: 7
Coding region: 66-1910 (614 amino acids)
Biological process (GO): regulation of salicylic acid mediated signaling pathway; plant-type hypersensitive response
Cellular component (GO): plasma membrane
Source: RefSeq, a predicted model, not a curated record
AUGAAAAAUUCAGAGUAAAACUUUUUUCUCUCUUCAGCUUUCGUGAUCGGAGCUUCUACCUACCCAUGUCGUUUAACCCGAGUAACAGGAUGGACCCACAGGCGGCGGCGGAGAGGGCGGUUUCCGUCAUCGGAUUCGGCUACGACUUGACCGCCGAUAUCCGGUUGUCAGCUUGCAAGCCCGGCCCGUCCGGGUCGGGGCUGAUCGAAAUUCAACGGAGCUCCACUAGGGACUUGGUUCUGCCCGCCGGCGUUGUAGUCCCUAGCGUCUCCACCUCCAUCAAGUGCGAUAAGGGCGAACGCACACGGUUUCGCUCCGAUGCUCUUUCUUUUAGUCAGAUGUCAGAGCAGUUCAACCAGGAACUAGCUUUAUCUGGUAAAAUACCUUCUGGUCUAUAUAAUGCAAUGUUUGGUCACAAGGGGUGCUGGCAAAAGGAUGCAGCAAGCACAAAACUUCUUGCUUUUGAUGGUUGGUUCAUUUCCUUGUAUAAUGUUGAGUUGGUGCGGAGCCAAGUUGCUCUAUCUGAGCAAUUGAAAAGAGAAGUUCCUUCUUCUUGGGAUCCUCCUGCCCUUGCUGAAUUCAUUGAAAAAUAUGGAACCCAUGUUAUUGUUGGGGUAAAGAUGGGAGGAAAGGAUGUAAUUCACAUAAAGCAGCUUCACAAUUCAAAUCUUGAGCCGACUGAAGUGCAGAAAUUGUUAAAACAAUUAGCCGAUGAAAGGUUUUCAAAUGAUGUAAAUGGGAGCUUGAUAUCAAAUACCAAUACAUCUACAGGAAAACUCAAGGCUGAAAAAUCUAUGCUAUGGGAUGCUAGUUUACCAGUUGCACGUUCCAUGGUACCAACUAUCACAUCACACUCAAAGAAUGAAGAUAUAAUAAGCAUUCAUAUCCGUCGGGGAGGCGUUGACUUUGGCCAAAGUCAUAGCCAGUGGCUUUCUACAGUAUCAGAGAAUCCUAAUGUCAUAUCCAUGUCCUUUGUGCCUAUUGCUUCACUUUUAAGUGGUGUUCGGGGUAGUGGAUUCUUAAGCCAUGCAAUGAACUUGUACCUCCGAUACAAACCACCACUAGAAGAACUCCAACAAUUUCUGGAAUUUCAGUUACCUCGACAGUGGGCCCCAGCAUAUGGUGAUCUUCCUCUUGGUCAUCGUCGCAGGAAACAGAGCUCUCCAUCAUUGCAAUUCACUUUUAUGGGCCCAAAGCUAUUUGUAAAUACCGAGAAGGUUGAGUCUGGAAACCGACCAGUAACUGGAAUUCGCUUAUACCUGGAAGGUAAAAGGAGCGAUCACCUAGCUAUCCACCUACAGCAUUUGUCAACCCUUCCACAAAGUCUGCAACUAACAGAUGAUCUCACCUAUGAGCCCGUUGAUGAGCAUGUUGAACGAGGCUAUUUUGAACCGGUGAAAUGGAGCAUAUUUUCACAUGUUUGCACAGCUCCAAUUGAGUGCCAUGGAACCCGGAUAGAUGAUUUUGCUUCAAUAGCGACCAAGGCCUGGUUUGAGGUGAAGGCUAUUGGCAUGAAGAAGGUCCUAUUCCUGAGGCUUGGAUUCUCGAUGGUGGCAUCUGCUACUAUCCGCAGGUCAGAGUGGGACGAACCAAUGAGUUCAACUCGCAAAUCAGGGCUGAUAUCUAUGCUGAUCACCACGCCUCUCAGCACAAAGCUAACACAACCUGAGAAACAACCGGCAAAAGUGGAUUUGAACUCGGCUGUUUACCCCGCGGGGCCACCUAUGCCAGCAAGACCUCCAAAGAUGUCACACUUUGUGGAUACAAAAGAAAUGGUGAGAGGCCCCGAGGAGUCACCAGGAUACUGGGUGGUGACUGGUGCAAGGCUCUUCGUCGAGGACAGCAGGAUAAGAAUCAAAGUGAAGUAUUCACUGCUGACCAUAAUGUCAGAGGACUCAUUCUUGAUAUGAGACAUCCAAGCCAGGUUAGAUUGCUGCAUCAUACCGUGUUACUUUCUACAUUUCAUCAUGUACUAUAAACCAAACAUUUGUUACUGGGGAGUGGGGAGAGAUUGCAUAUUGUAGUCAUUGCAGUAGUAAUUUGUAAAGAAUCAUCACAGUUCAGAGAAAGCAUUCAAUUUCUGGAGCAAAAGCCCAUUUGGUAGCGCUCCAAUGUUCAGUUCAGAGAUGAAAAGUGAUUGUUUGUUUGCUGCCA